AUGGACCAAAAAGGACGAAGGACGAAAAAGGACAAAGUACGAAAAGGACAAAAGACAAAAACGACAGAGAAUGAAAAAGACCAAGGACGAAAAGGACGGGGGAUGAAGGACGAAAAGGACGAAUGGCGAAAAGGACGAAGGGCGAAAAGGACGAAGGACGAAAAAGAUAUAGGGCGAAAAGGACUAAGAACGAAGGACGAAAAGGACGAAGGACGAAAAAGACGAAGGACGAAAAGGACGAAGGACGAAAUGGACGAAGGACGAUAUAGACGAAGGACGAAAAGGACGAAAGACGGAAAGGUCGAAGGACGAAGGACGAAAAGGUCGAAGGACGAAAAAGGACAAAGGACGUUUACAAGGUCGCAAAGGACGAAGGACGUUUAG
This is a messenger RNA of Zophobas morio, 384 nucleotides long. RefSeq lists its product as uncharacterized. The record is from RefSeq and is a predicted model, not a curated record. The coding region runs from base 1 to 384 and encodes 127 amino acids. Lineage: Eukaryota; Metazoa; Arthropoda; Insecta; Coleoptera; Tenebrionidae. The transcript has a single exon.